AUGCCGAGUUUCAUCAAUGGGGAUGCCAAUGGGUCCCCGCAAGACACGGGUGAAUUGAGAAGCGCAGUCGUUUUUCGCCUCAAAAGGACUGAUGAGUAUAUUGUGAACUUUUCGAAUACAUCGAAUUUCGCUGUAGAACGAUGGACCGACACUCAGAAUGCGAUCCUAGCAGAAUUGUCAUCUUCUGAUCGGGAAGUGGCUCUAGAGUGUCGAAAUGGAGAAGCCCUUAUACGGCAGAUUGAGGACAAGCGAACGAGCCCAGAAUCCUCGACCACAGUCAAGAGGCAGCAUGGAAAGAUAACCCAACUACCAGAUGCCCUGGAGAAUCUUGUACAUCGUUUCAGAAAGUUGGUUGCACCAUCCAUCGUGGACUUUGAGAUGGUCUGGGGGAUCAUUUAUGUCAAUCUCAAGCUGUCUUACAUAUCCGAAGAACAUCUCAGGAAAACAGCCGACCUGCUGGGAAAGAUGAGAAGAACGGUAGAGCUGUUCAACAGAAGUCUUGAUGCAUGUUAUCAUCCCAACGAAGUCAACGAGUCUAGAAUUGCCGUGGUGGACUAUCUUGACUUACUAGCUACAAUUCUGAUCGACCUUAAUAAGCAUCUGAAUCGAUGUGUGUCUGAACCGUCAUCGAGCUCGUCCUGGUUGUCUUUUACCGAUAGCAUGGUGAGCCAGUUUGGCGAUUUAGAUCAGGCGGUCAAGCAUGUCAAUGAUAUUUCAACAUAUUCUCAGGUCAACCGGCAGGACCAAGUCAAGAAUUUGGCUCUAAGGCAUGAACUGAAACCCGAGAGUGAAGAGCAAGCGAAUUUUCCAAAUUCCAUUCUGGAAAGAAAAAACACGGAAUUCUAUGGAAGACGUGAGGAGAUAGAUCUGAUCAAAGUGCAUUUGAACCCUGAGGAUGGCAUGGAACGAUUGAGAACAUACAUGAUAUAUGGAAGGCGAGGAGUUGGCAAGACAGCCAUCGCUCUUCAGUUUGCCCAUGAGAAUCUCAGCCCGCGUGGAGUGUUUGACGCAAUAUUCUGGAUCCAGUGCGAGACGAGUGUUUCCAUUCGACAAAGCUUCACGGAAGUGGCCGUAUCUCUGAAUCUUCCUGGUGCCGAUCGUGAUAGACAUCACGAAGAGAAUCUGGACGCAGUGCAUAAGUGGCUGAAACGAACAAAGAAAAAAUGGCUCCUGAUUUUUGACAACGCUGAGAAUGAGAUAACGCUUCGCGGUUAUAUGCCUGUGGGCGUGAAUGGUUCAAUUCUGAUGACUUCUCGAAAAUGGUACAACUACACGAAGGACGUUAGCCGACACGGAGAAACAGUCAAACCCUUCGAUCCAGAUCCGAGUUGGGAGUUAUUACUGGGGUUUCUUGGGGAUGAUUGGAAGCAGAAAGUUGAAAGCCCUGGGGAGAUGGAAGCAGCCAAAGCAAUGCUCGGAGAAUUGGAAGGACUAGCUCUCGCGAUUGUGCAGACCGCCGUACUGAUCAAAGAUCCCGAAAUUGGUGGUACAACCAUUGUUGAGACUUACGCAAGAUUCAAGGAAACAAAGCAAAAUCUUCCGGAAAGAUAUGCCAGUGAACGCUCAAGUUCUGAAAAGGCAUUGGAUGCUCUCUGGGAUAUCAUCUUCAGAGCACUACAGCCCAACGCUCGGGUACUGCUUGGAGUACUUGCAUGGUUGUCACCAGAUAAAAUCCCAAUCGAUCUCUUCUUACCUAGAGAUCAAUCGGCCUUAGACGGCCCACUAUGGUUUUGUAAACAAGACCCGAAGAAUAUUGAUGAUCUCAACAGAGCAUCUCUUUUCAGUCUCAUUACAACGUCUCCUGCGUUUGACGAUGCCAUCGAAGACCUCUUGAGAAAGAGGCUGAUCAGUCGAGAAGGACGCUUCUUCAAAAUACAUCGUGUCGUUCAAGAAGCAACCAACUUCCACAGCUUUGAAGACCUUCAAAAGUCUUUCAAUACAGCCUCAAGAUUGGUGUUCCAGCAGUUCCCCGAUCGGGAACCUAAUGAGACAUUAUACAAGCAGUGGAACAUUUGCCGAGAAUACAUUCCCCACGGUAUCCAAUUGCGCAUUGGGUACAGCAAAUACAACCGCAACAGAAUCUUGCAAGUGCCAAGGGAAUUUGAAGAGCUAAUGAGUAACUGUGCUUGGUAUCUCUAUGAACUUGGAGAUUAUACCACAACGUCACUGGUCUGUGGUACAGGUCUUCAAGCUUGUCGAGACAAAGAAUCUAUGGUCUAUGCUGAACUAAGGCUCAUCAACGGCUGUCAGCAUUACGAUCUGAAUGAGCUAGGAGAAUGUCGUAAAUCUUGGGAGGAGUCUCUUCGUGUUCGUGAAAAGCUUCUCGAGAAUAGACCUAAUGAUAUUCGAAUUGCUGCCAUUUACAAUAACAUUGGAAACUUGGAACUUGCAGCGGGAAAUGAAGAAGGUGCAGAAGAGUACUAUGUGAAGGCUAUGAAACUUUGGCAUUUGGGGGGCGAUCAAACCGCACAGCAACUGGCGGUCACCUACCUCUGUCUCGGCAGAUUUUAUAUGCUGCAAGGCGAUUUUCCUGAAGCAAUACGAUACACCAAUCUCUCGGAGACACUAUUUGUGCGGACGGCUGGACCUGAUCUGGCUUUCAUAGCUAAUGUCCACUAUCUCUUUGGUAACAUCCACCUGGCCCAAGGAGAUCUCGACUCAGCCUGGCUCGCUUACGACACAUGUUUGAAGAUUGCCCUGCCAAUUAUGCCACUUCAUCCACUCACUGCUUCGGCCUGGUUUUCUCUCGGGGUCACGCAACGUGCCAAGAAAAACUACUCGCUUGCUUUCUAUUUGUUUGGCAAGGCCAAAAUCAUAUCAGAGCUUCGAAGUCCAACAUCAAUCGACGGGGCAAUUGCCCGAGUCUUGUGGCAUAUGGCUAGAGUCAUUGAGGAAGAUAAGAAAUCAGGCAUGGCGUCUCUAGAGGAGACCCUAGAGGAUGCUAGAGACCUGAGACGACAAGCUGAGAUGGCAAAACAGCGAAUUCGUGCUGCUGGUCAGGGGAGAGAAGUUCUGCCUGCUGAGGAGGAGAAUCCGGACAGGGGAGAAGAAGUCAGCUAUGACUUGUUGCUCCCGCUCUUUUUCAGAUGA
This is a messenger RNA of Cadophora gregata, 3090 nucleotides long. RefSeq lists its product as uncharacterized. The record is from RefSeq and is a predicted model, not a curated record. Bases 1 to 3090 code for a protein of 1029 amino acids. Gene Ontology annotation, molecular function: ADP binding; protein binding. The transcript is spliced from 12 exons. NCBI's taxonomy places the organism in Eukaryota, Fungi, Ascomycota, Leotiomycetes, Helotiales, Ploettnerulaceae.